AGCUACAAUUUCUUAUACAAACAUAUAUUUUGCUAAAAAUUUCAAAUGAAUCGUCCAGAGUUGGAUUAUUAUGCGGUCUUGGACGUAUUGCGGACAGCGUCUAAGGAGCAAAUAACCCUGGCCUAUCGCAGGAUGGCUGUACGUUUGUGUCCGCAUCGCGAUAAGAAGCACGAACAGGAUUUUGUGCCAUUUGGCCAGGAGGGACGACUCUCGCAUAUGUCACCCUUAGGCGAGGAGAAGCAGUGGGCGUAUAUAAAUAUGGCCUUUGAUGUCCUGGGCAAUGACCUAUAUCGCUCUAUAUACGAUCGCUAUGGCGAGGCAGGUCUCUUCGAGGGUGUUAUGCUGCCCAAUGGCUACUUUCCACCCUACCAGUAUCAUGGCAAUCACAUGAAAGUAUAUCAGGAUGUCUUUGCAAGCUAUUCGCCCUACGCUAAUAUCAUAGAUGCCAUCACAAAUCCUCCCAGCUUGUAUGCCACACGUGAGCAUGGAAUUGGAGUACGCAGCAAGGAUGCAGAUACCGAACGCACCAUAUUGCUUUCAUUGGAGGAGGUGCGCACUGGCUGUGUGAAGCUGAUGCAUGUCUGGCGGCAGGAGAUUGUGGAGGAGUCGCGAUUGGAGAAACGGAAGCACACACUCAAACUUAAUAUACGACCCGGGACCACGGCUGGAACACGCUACUGUUUUAAGGAGGAAGGAGAUCGUUACCCCACCACCAUACCGGGUGAUAUUAUUUUCAUAGUCGCUGACAAACCGCAUCCACGUUUCGAGCGUCGCAAUAUGCACGAUCUCGUGUACCGCUAUGAUAUAACCAUUGCCCAAGCCCUCACCGGCUUUACAUUCUUUGUGGAGACCCUGGAUAAGCGUAAGCUAAAGAUUGUCAUUUCGGAUGUCGUCACUCCAGGCUAUAUUAAGAUUGUACCGCGUGAGGGUUUACCAAAAUGCCAGAAUAUGGAUGCCGUGACUGCCAUUAAGCAGGCCAAUAAGAAAAUCGAGGACUUUGGCGAUCUAAUCAUUGAGUUUAAUUAUUUAUUUCCAAAAUAUUUAACGCCCGAAAUGAAAACCAUGACGCGCGAGUUCUUUGACGAAUUUCAUAAACUGGAGCUAGAACUGGAGGAGGAGGAGGCAAAAAAUAUGAAUCUUGAAUAAAAAAAAUUAACGUUUCGUUCUGUC
Molecule: messenger RNA, 1170 nt
Organism: Scaptodrosophila lebanonensis
Lineage: Eukaryota; Metazoa; Arthropoda; Insecta; Diptera; Drosophilidae
Product: dnaJ homolog subfamily B member 13
Exons: 3
Coding region: 46-1146 (366 amino acids)
Cellular component (GO): cytosol
Molecular function (GO): protein-folding chaperone binding
Source: RefSeq, a predicted model, not a curated record